Messenger RNA from Apus apus (common swift), 6711 nucleotides. RefSeq names its product solute carrier family 41 member 3 (gene SLC41A3). The record is from RefSeq and is a predicted model, not a curated record. NCBI's taxonomy places the organism in Eukaryota, Metazoa, Chordata, Aves, Apodiformes, Apodidae. The transcript has 11 exons. Gene Ontology annotation, molecular function: monoatomic cation transmembrane transporter activity. Bases 4528 to 5985 code for a protein of 485 amino acids. Gene Ontology annotation, cellular component: plasma membrane. Gene Ontology annotation, biological process: monoatomic cation transport.
UUGUCCGUGUCUCCUUUACUGUAUUUCUCAUGAAACCUGAGGAAGCCCAGCAGUGUAAACAUGCCCAGAGGUGCUAAACAUGCUCUUGGUCUCAUUUGCCAUCCUGCUCUCGGAGUGCUGUGGAUCAUUCCCAUUCUGUGUUAUCAGUUUGUGCGGGAAGGGGGGCUGUUUGUAAGAGUAAUAGCCACGUAUACACAGGGCUUGGAUGUGCGUCCUUGGAAUGAGGCAGCUGGAUCCUAUCCCUGGCUCAGACUGGCAUUUUCUGUUGUGUGGAGGAAUUGGCACCAUGAAAUGUCAGGUCUCAAAAUGGAAAUGGCCCAGCAUUGUUUAGGACUGAUUCCAGGAAAUGGCCCUUGGAUAGAAGCACUCUCUCUUGCUGCCCCUUCUCCACAACCGCCUGAGGAGGAGUAUCUAAAAUAGGUCAUUGUUAUGCACGGAGAGAACCCUGUUCCCUAAGCUCCCUUGGUUUCCAAGUAAACGAGCUUUGGAGGUAAGUUAGCUAAAGAGGCUGAUUCAUUAGCAGCAAGGGAAAUCUGAGCUUUGGAGAGGUGCCCAGCUGCCCAAAGGGAUUUACGUAGUGACAUGCUCCUCAAAUCCUAACAGAACAAGCUGAGUGAUACACACACAGGCUUGAACUGUAUCGCAAUCACAUGUUUGCUGGGCUCAUUUCUUAUCUCAUGGGUUUCUCUGGAGAGUAUCAGUUACUUCAGUCCCUCAUAGGGUUUUAAAUUUGUAAGGGAAGGAGGCACAGUGAGGUAUCUUUUAAUGUGAGAAAAUUCUGUAUCUGUCUUCUUUUCCAAAUUAGGUCACCUUGUAGGGCAGUUCUGGAUGGAGUUUGUCCCUGCUGUUAGAGUGGCUGUAAAUAAUAUAGGUGUUACAACAUGCUUGACAGAUUUCGUUGCACCAUCACUAGUCUAUCUGAAUAUCAUAUCUCAAAUUAAUAACGAAUUAAUUUUAUCUGCUGAAAGACCCCAACUGUCACCCUUCUGUCCAGAAUGAGAUCACUUUGGGCAGUUAUUCAGGAAAGGGGCCAACACAUUCUUCUGGCUUCAUUACCAAGGACAGGCUUGUGCACAAAGAUGAGUGGUCCCCUUUGUCAAAUCAUCUAGAGUGCAGGGCGGAGAAUUCCAGCCUUUUGGAGCAUCUUCUGCCUCUUUGUUGUUGUGUCAAACGGGAAUACUAAUUAGUGCCAGUGAUGAGAUGGGCACUUGUCUACAAGAUCAGAAACAGAAACCUGCAAACUGCUCUUGCACAGGACGCUGAGCAGCUGUCAGAUUACAAAGAUCUCUGGCCCCUCCUGACCUGGGCCAGAUUUGAACCAUUGACCUAGAAGUUAAAAGCUUGAAAUCCCUGCACAAGCUACGGGAUAAAUAGGACUUGCAGAGCUGCCUGCCCUCAUUCCCUAUUCAGUUGCUGCCAUCUAAUGGCAAAUGAGGAGUGGAAAGGCCUCAUGCAGUAUAAUUAUCUUGUCCUUGGGGGUCUAGUAUGUGGGACACGUGUGCAAAUAAUUUUCAUCAAGCCCCUAAGAGUUCUGGGGAAACAUGGAGAUUUAGGCUGCCCUGCUUCCUCUACAGAGUAGUUUGACAAAGGCAUGUUGUGCUGCAAGUCAAGUAAGAUGUGUCCUACUACAAAAAAAAACCCAGAUCUUGGUUGUUUUGCUUUCACUUUCCUGUGCUGGGUUAUUUCUAUAUAGAAAACCUGAGUGAAAGUCUGUGAUUCUAAUCUGACUUAACAACUGUCCCAAGGAAAAUGGUAACUGAGUGGUGAGUGCCUGUGGCAAGGAGAGGUGACAAGAGAAAGCAGAUAGGGAGUGGCACUUUUAAUUUCUCUGAGUACCAUGGAUACACACAAAACAUCUGCACUUCAAGGAACCUUGAUACAGAAAGAGAAGGACGUGGAAACUAGAAAAAAUUAACUAUCUGGAAAUUGGUCUGAAGGCUAGUAGACAAUAAAGCUCAUUUUCCUUCAAAUAAUACAUAUAGGAAAAUGCAAAGGAGAGAUGUCUCCUUCUCCCCCUUGCCCAACUCCAGGAAGUUCCUUCUGUGUUUUCUGUUCCCAGAAACCCAGAUUUAUAAGGCAUACAACAUGUAAGGUACACAUCAUCUAUCCAUUUUGCACUGCCUGUUUCUGUCUACACACAGAAACAAGAUUCCCAAAUAAUACUUUAAAGUCACACUAGUUAGCACUGUCUCAUGGAGGAGAAAGGGUAGUGAUUACAUGUUUCUUUAUGCAUCCAUGCACUGCAGCCAUUGGGUGUCCAGGGACACAUCCCAUGAUGGGACUGCAGCCUAAUGAGCCAUGGAGCAGUUCCCAGCAGCCUUAAUACAGUCCCAGUGGUGGCAUGGGAGCUUGCAUAGCCCAGCAGUCAAACCAAGUCUGUUACCAGAGCUAACUGAAGUCAUAAAUCAAUUCAGAAAUAUUUCCAGUAGUCCCUAGUUGCCAAAGAAAUGGCAUUUUGCAACAGGAAAUUAGGAAGAAAAAAAAAGUGCAUCUCCAGAUGGAAUACUGGAAAAUGUUGUAAAAUCCCCCUCUGUUUGGCUGAAAAAAAUAGCUGCUGGAAAGAAAGUCCAGGAGUGAAGCAGCAUGGAUGAGAGGAAGGGAAUACUGAACACGUAUUUCUACUGGAGGAAGCAGUCUCUGAAAGCACAAUGGAGAGAAACAGAAAUGACUGUAAUGAGUGCUCAAAUGCCCUUGUAACUGCUGGCACCACCUGCACAUCUGUGAGAGAGCAGAGCAAAGCAGCACACGUGAAUUCUAGCUCGGUGGGGAGAGACAACAUUUUAGCAUGAAGCUGUUUGGUGCUGUGUCAACAAGCAGCUCCCAGACUGCAGUGAGCAGCUGAGCUAUCCUAUCUAAAGAGUCACAGGAGCUCUGUUUGCAGUCAAGGUCCAGCCACCAUUCUCUUACGUCAAAGACAGGAUCUAUCUAAACACUGCUGCUGCACUUCUGAGAAAGUGUAGUCGUGUGCCCCUGCUGAAAGUCAGCUUUCUCAAAUACCUACCCACUGGUGGUACAUCAGGGGUUUCAGACUGGUACAUGAGGACAUGGUGCAUGAGCCAGACAAUUAUGCCUCCUUAUGCACACAGAAUGAGGUCUGGCAGGGUGCUGGAGGUGCCUGUUGUGGCUGAUGGUUGGGCCCAGGUAGGAGAACCCUUGCAGAACGAUGACAUUCCAGAGCUGGAACCAUUGCCAAAAUGCCCUUGUCAAUCAAGUUCUCUAGGAGACUUUCCACUUGCUCUGGAGAUACUUUUCUUUGAGGCUUAGGGGUAAAGUGACAGCAGAAUACAUUUUACAGGUCUAAAAUUGUCUUGGCAAGGUUGCUGUUUGUUAGUCUGUGUCCCUUCCCAUCUUAUUUCUCACAGGAAGACACCAUCUUCUGACCAUUCUCAGGGAAGCAUCAGUUGCAAAGUGAAGACAUAAAAUUACACCAAGUGAGCUGAAAUUCAAGCCUUGUCCUUACAGCAGUGACGUUCAACAGUUAACAUGAACCCUCAACAGCAGCUGCAGGGUUUCGUUACUGUCACUUAGAAAAGCCUUCAGCUCCCUUUGGUGUGCCCUGCUCUGAGCCAGAGCUCACAGGCCCAGAGACACCAUCUUAUCUGUAGGAGCCCUUUAGCAUAGCAUGACACCUGAGAGACUUCAGCAGGAUAUAAGAUUGCUUUGGUGCUGAGGUAUGAUUUAAUAUCUUCAAUUGUUCUGGAAAUGUGAGCUGCAUAAUUCAGGAGACUCGCAUGGGUAGAGUUACUUCAGUUGCUUUAUGUGCUUCAAUAUGAUGGAUGCUGUAAUCACGUUUCUAAGGUGCUGGUUCAAUAUGGGAGGGGGUAAAAAACUAAGUCGAUGGGUGUUUGUUUUGCUAUGAUUGCUCAGCAAGUGUACAACAAGAGUUCUGGCAAAUGGCAAAAUAAGAAAAAAAAUCCCGAAGAGGAAACAUCUGUUCUCAGCUCUUUAAUUGCAGCCUCCUGUUUGCUCCUCCUGUGCUGAAAGUUGUCACCCGUUCCGAUAACAUCCGCCCCGGAGUUUUGGGGGCGGAGUGGUGUGGUAGGAGGCUUGCGGAUGUCCAGGUGAGCGGCAGGAGGUGUUCCAGCACCCUGCGGAUCCCGGGCGCGUCCUUCCAGGGGGGCUGUUUCCCAAGCAGGAGCUGUUCUUGCUGGGCACCCUCCAGCCCUCCCUCUCCCCCGCCCCGGGCCGUCUCCUCUGGCUGCUGGGGAACAGGAAGGGUUUAUAACAAUCAUCAAUAAGAACGCUAAAGACAGCGCAGCGGGGGAUGCAGCAGCUGCCGGCCUGUGCAGGGCGCCCUGGGCGUGCGCCCCGGUCCCUGCUCUCAGCGCCGCCUCCGCCGCCGUGGGGCCGGGGGCUGGGCUCGAACCCGCGGCCUUGGCGCUGGGCGGGCUCCCAGCUGCGCCGCCGCGCCCCAGAUGUGGCGGCCGCCGCUCGCGUUUGCAUCGGCCCGGCUGCCCGCGCGGCCCGGCGGGCAGAGCCCCGGGCAGGGCACGGAGCCGAAAAACUUUGUGAUUCAAGAAAGCCACCAUGAAAGGUGAGGAAGUCCGGCAGAGGAAAAAAGAGGGCAGGACAAAGAAUGGAGAUCGAUCCAGGCACAAAGGAAAGAGCAAGGGUAAACACAGAGAGAGACGACUUGGCAGCCAGGAGGCAGAGGAUGUCUCUCUGCCUGGACCACAAAAGCUGUUGGCUGAGGAGAAAGUGGACAUGGCAAAGUCACCAGAAGAGUCAGCCACUGCAAUUUGCCUACAGGUGCUCCUGCCAUACCUUCUAGCUGGGCUCGGCAUGGUCUUGGCAGGCAUGGUUUUGGAUUAUGUUCAGCACUGGGAUGUGUUUCGGACAAUUACAGAAGUUUUCAUCCUGGUUCCUGCCUUGGUUGGCCUCAAGGGUAAUCUUGAGAUGACGCUGGCAUCCAGGCUCUCUACAGCUGCUAACACUGGACAGAUGGAUGAUGCCCAAAAGCAAUGGAAAAUGGCCACCUGCAAUUUAGCCCUUAUCCAGGUCCAGGCCACCGUGGUGGGACUUCUGGCUGCAGUUGCUGCUGUGAUCCUGGGAGCCAUCUCCAAGGGCUCUGUGGAGCUGAGCCAGGCUGCUGUGCUGUGUGCCAGCAGUGUGACCACAGCCUUCAUAGCGGCGCUUUCUCUCGGUCUGGUGAUGAUUGGUGUGAUCAUCGGAGCAAGGAAAGUUGGGAUCAAUCCAGACAAUGUUGCCACACCCAUAGCAGCAAGCCUUGGAGACUUGAUAACCCUUUCCCUGCUGGCAGGAAUCAGCAGCACACUCUUCAAAUACAUAGAUAUGAAAUACCUUUCUCCUCUGAUCUGUGCUGUCUUCAUUCUCAUGAUCCCACUCUGGGUUGCUAUUGCCAAGCAAAGUCCUUCCCUUGCUGAAGUCCUGAAAUCUGGAUGGCAGCCGGUCAUUGUCGCAAUGAGCAUCAGCAGCAUUGGUGGGCUUAUCUUGGACAAAACUGUAACUGACCCAAACUUUGAAGGCAUGGCAGUUUUCACACCGGUGAUUAAUGGUGUUGGAGGGAACCUGGUCGCCAUCCAGGCCAGCCGUAUUUCCACAUUCCUGCACUUCUGGAGCAUGCCUGGAGUUUUACCAUACAAGAUGAGGCAGAAUUGGCCCAACCCGUGCACCACAUUCUUCUCAUCAGAAGUGAAUUCCAAGUCAGCCCGAGUCCUGUUCCUCCUGGUUGUCCCAGGACACCUUGUGUUCCUCUACACCAUCCAUCUGCUGCAAGGAGGCCACACGUCUCUGUCCUUCACCUUUGUGAUGUUCUAUCUGACUGCCGCUCUACUGCAGGUGGGAAUCCUGCUCUACUUGGCUGACUUACUUGUGCGCCUGAUGUGGAGGAAAGCACUGGACCCAGAUAAUUUCUCCAUCCCCUACCUCACUGCCCUGGGGGAUCUCCUGGGCACCGGUUUCCUGGCCAUCUGUUUCCACCUGGUUUGGCUUGUCCACGGUGCAGACAUGAACCUGGGGAACUGAAGAGACCAUGCACUGCUCUGCAUCACUUGUGUGUCAUGGUGCUUUCCUCUGGGAAAACAAAGUACUUGGUGAUGAGCACUGGGUCACCCAGCUGGAUUGGGCCUCCCCUGCUGUCCCCAAUGCCCCACCUCUCCUCCCCAUCGUGCCUUACAGCUGGGCUCGCCCGCCCCGAGGAAUCAGCACCCACAGACUUGCACCCUCACAAGUGAGUAAGCUAGUUUUAAGCUGCUCGUGCCUGCUCCUGGCAAACAAGGCAUUAAGGAGCAUUUGGACCAUUUGUAAUAAAUGAACAUUUUGAUCAGUUUCAGUCCCUAGCACUGACACAGCCUGUGGCACUGCUCCAAAGCCUGCUGAGGUCACUGCAUCUGAUCUUGCAAGUGGAUCUUGCAACCUCUCCAUCCAGCUCUGACCUUCCAUCAAGGGAAAUUCUUUAUUCACCUCCCCUUUCUCUCCUGUUGCAUCUCUGGAGGAGAACAGCAACCAGGUCUUUUAACUUGUCUUCUCUCCAUUGCUCAGAUGCUCAGGAUCUCACUGGUUUGUGCCCAGAGGGAGGUUAUCUAGGGAUACCACCUACCUGUUCUGGCAGUGUCACUGUUGUCUGCCUGACAAGCUGGAUUGAUUGCAUUUUGGGGGUAGGAAGGUUUGUUUUUAUGGUUUAUGAAACGUCCAGUAGUUAAAAUGUUUAUAGAAAUACACACAGAAAUAAAGUGGUUAAAAAAAAGGUAA